Messenger RNA from Nymphalis io (European peacock), 8507 nucleotides. RefSeq names its product plectin (gene brp). Gene Ontology annotation, molecular function: structural constituent of presynaptic active zone. The transcript is spliced from 20 exons. The record is from RefSeq and is a predicted model, not a curated record. NCBI's taxonomy places the organism in Eukaryota, Metazoa, Arthropoda, Insecta, Lepidoptera, Nymphalidae. Gene Ontology annotation, cellular component: cytoskeleton of presynaptic active zone. Gene Ontology annotation, biological process: maintenance of presynaptic active zone structure; neuromuscular synaptic transmission; regulation of synaptic plasticity. Bases 543 to 6566 code for a protein of 2007 amino acids.
ACCCGCCUAUCGCGCAUGCGUUCCCGGAGUACGAUCGAUGAUCCGAGCGUCCCGUUCAGUGAUCGCGCGCUCGUCACCCAGUCCAGUGCACAAUGCGUUCGAAUUGACGCGGGAAACACGCCAAACUGUAUCUCCGCGAGUACGCCGGCGAGGAGGAGCGGCCGCCGUGCCGGGAGGAGUGGCGCCGGCAGGAGUGGUCGGGCACGCGGAGCCGCCUGCCGCAGGUGGACCGUAGCCCGUCCCGCCGGAGUCCGUACCUCGCGCGCGACGAUGAGCCCUCCCCGGCCCCUGACGAGCGCGGCCGCUCCGCUUCGGCCGGGGCACAUCAUCGUGCACGACCGAGGCCCCUCCGGUACCAGUCGCUCGAACGCGACUACGACCGCUCCUACGCGCCGCCGCCGCCCCCCGAGGAUGACUAUUACCGUCGCGAACCACCCCCCCUCUUCCUCGGCGAGCUUCAGUCCCAAAACUCCGACCUUCAACGGGAGCUGGGCAACCUUAAGAAAGAAUUGGAACUGACGAAUCAGAAGCUGGGCUCCAGUAUGCACAGCAUAAAGACCUUUUGGAGCCCAGAGCUGAAGAAGGAGCGGGCGCUGAGGAAGGAAGAAAGCGCCAAGUACAGCCUUAUUAAUGACCAACUUAAGCUGCUCAACCAAGAAAAUCAGAAACAAGCAAUGCUUGUAAGGCAAUUAGAAGAAGAACUCCGCCUUCGUAUGCGCCAGCCCGCUCCUGAACUACAACAACAAUUAGAGGCGCUUUACGCUGAAAACGAACACCUUCAGAGAGAGAUAGCAAUAUUAAGAGAUACUAUUAAGGAAUUGGAAUUGCGGAUUGAGACUCAGAAGCAAACAUUACAAGCGCGAGAUGAAAGUAUCAAGAAAUUAUUGGAAAUGUUGCAAAACAAAGGAAUGGGUAAAGAAGAGGAAAGACAAAUGUUCCAGCAAAUGCAAGCAAUGGCACAAAAGCAGUUGGAUGAGUUUCGUCUGGAGAUACAAAGGCGGGACCAGGAGAUCCUGGCCAUGGCGGCAAAGAUGAAAGCAUUGGAGGAGCAGCAUCAAGACUACCAGCGUCAUAUAGCCGUCCUUAAAGAAUCGCUUUGCGCUAAAGAAGAGCAUUACAGCAUGUUGCAAACUGACGUGGAAGAACUUAAAGCUCGUUUAGACGAAAAGAGUAGAAUGGUAGAGAAGAAAACAGCAGCAGCCCUUGCAGCUGCUCAUGAACUCGCAGAAUUUAGAGAUCACUCUGAGAUCAAAGAUAGAAAGAUAAACGUGCUGCAACGAAAGAUUGAGAAUCUUGAAGAUCUUCUGAAAGAAAAAGAUAAUCAAGUAGACAUGGCCAGAGCUAGACUCAAUGCCAUGCAAGCCCACCAUUGCUCCUCCGAAGGCGCCCUUUCCUCCCUUGAAGAAGUCAUUGGCGAUAAAGAAAAGCAAAUUCAACAACUUAGAGAACAGAGAGAUAGAGCCGAACACGAGAAAAAUGAAGAGAGAGAACUACAUGAAAGAGAAAUAGCUGAUUACAAAAUGAAACUUCACGCUCUCGAAAGUGAAGUGGAAAAACUAGGAGCUCGAUUGGAAAGAGCUCAAGCAGAAAAAGACAGGCUUGAAGCUAAAUUAGAAAGCUCUCAAUCUGAGCUCGGAAAGUCAAAGGCUGAGUUAGACAAAGCUGCAAGUGAAGUUGGUCGAUCUGGCGCUGAUUGGGAAGCAGCGAAACAGCGCUUAGCUAGACUCGAACUUGAGAAUGAACGCUUGAAGCAUGAGUUAGAGCGAUCCCAAACAACUUUCGGUAGAAGUACAUUGACAACAUCUCAGGAAUUAGAUCGAGUCCAAGAGAAAGCAGAUAAAGUGUCGGCAGAAUUGAGAAGGACUCAAGCAGAGCUAAGAGUCACACAAGCAGAUGCAGAAAGAGCUAGAUCCGAAGCUAGUGCGCUUCAAGAUAAACUUGAAAAGUCACAGGGUGAAGUCUACCGCCUUAAAGCGAAACUUGAAAAUGCACAAACCGAACAAGACAGUCUGAAGGAAGAAUAUGAUCGUGUCCAAUCAUCUGUCAGUCGUCUCCAUUCCGAACGUGACAAGGCAACAGCAGAACUAGACAAGGCAAGAGAAGAACUAGAAAGAACUCAAGCUACUCUCGGCAAAGCGCAAUUACAACAAGACAAGCUACAGGCGUCUCUUGAUUCCGCACACUCAGAGAUUGAUAAACUUCAAGAAAAGUUGGACAAAUCUGCUGUUGAAGUGAGAAAGUUGCAAGUGGAUCGCGAAAAAUCAGCAUACGACUUCGAGUCCCUUCAGUCUCAACUCGACAAAGCCCUUGGUCAAGCCGCUAGACUGCAAAAAGAGAGAGACACUGCUCAACUAGAUGCUGAUCGGUUUAGAGACAAGCAUGAGAAAGCACAGGCUCUCGUAAGUCGUGUUCAGAAAGAAAGAGAUGCAGCACUAGCUGAAGGUGCAAGUUGCCGCGAGCGUGCCGAGGCUGCGGCUGCAGCAGCUAAUAGAGCAGCUAGAGAUAGGGACAGUGCUGCAACUGAAUUAGAUGUACUCAGAGAAAGAUGGGAAAAGGCACAUCAACAACACCAGAAAUUAACGAUGGAAAGAGACGAUGCCCUGACAGAAUUAGAAAUACUGAAGGAGAAACUUGAUAAGGCCCUAUACUCUACACAAAAGACCAUUGAAGAGAAAGAAAUUGCGCACAAAGAAUACGAAAAAAUGCUUGAAAAGUAUGAUAGAUCCCAGAAUGAAAUCUACCGUCUUCAAAACAAGAUAGACAUCCUUGAAGCCGACAAAGAUCGCCUUGAGUUGGAAUUGGAGAAAAAUGUUCAUUUAUCAACCAAAUCUAGGGAGGACGCAAGGAAGAUGCAAGACGAACUUGCUAGAUUACAGGAAAUGUAUGACAGGGCUUCAUUACAACUUGGAAGAACUAAAGAACAAGAAGAGAAAGCUAAAGAAGAUAUGGACAGACUAAGUGUUGAUAUUGAAAUGGUACGAGAACGUUACGAAAAGGGCCAAAUAGAGCUACGAAGAUUACAAGCUGAAAAAGAAAAACUGAUAGCUGAUAGCGAACGUUUGCAAUUCGAAUAUGACCGAGCAAUGACUCAGUGUGGCAAAGCUCAAGCGUCGAAUGAAAAAACUCAAGAGGAAAUGGCAAGAGUACAAUUAGAGCUUGAAAAAAUGUACGACAAACAUGACAAAGCAUCUUCAGAAUUAAGAAGAGUUCAGGCAGAAUUAGAUAAAGUUAAAAACGAUGCAAGUGGAGCAAGGGAGGAAGCCGAAAGAUAUGCAGCACGAUAUGGAAAAUAUCAUGAUACUAAAGAAGAACAUGAAAGAACUAAGCUGGAGAUGGAACGUCUACGCACACGACUAGAGAAGACAAAUCUAGAAUUGGAGCGAGCGCGGAAGGCUGAGGAAGAAGUAACCCGUCUACGCUCGGAGCUCGAACGCGUCGAAGGCCUCCGAGGUAAAUACCAAUUCGAACAGGAUAAAUGGAGUACAGAAAUAAAUAGACUUCAGUCUGAGCUUGACAAAACACGUGAACGCUACGAGACGUCACAGACUGAAAUUCAACGACUGCAAAGUGAAAAGGAACAAGCUGAAACUAAAUUCCAUGAGUUAAAUAUACAGCUUGAACUUUCUAAAAGUGAGGUAGCUAAGUUAAGUACAGCGAUGGAAAAACAACGUACUGACCUUGAACGGGCUCAUAUUGAGUGUGAGAAAUUUAGAGAUCGGUGUGAGAAAUUAAAAUUGCGUUCAGAACAGUUGGAUAAAGAUAAUGAAAGACUCAAAGGUGAGUUGCAACAGAUCGAAAGGAUGAAAUUACAAGCUGUCGCUGGCGACAAAGCAAGAACUGAAGACCGGCUAGAAAUCGAACGUCUUCGUGACAAGUUGGAAAAGGCUAUUCAAGCUAGAGAUGCUACAGAAAUGGAAGCAGGUCGCUUAGCUAAGGAACUUGAAAAAUCACAGAUGCAUUUAGCUAAAUAUCAAGAGACCAAUGAAACAACUCGCGUAGAAUAUGACAGAAUGACUAAUGAGUUAGGUAGAAUGCACGAGCGUUUGGAGCGCACAAUUCUUGAAAUGCGUCAAAUCGAACAAGAAAGAGAUGCACUUAGAGUUGAGAUACAAAAUACUAGACGUAAUGUUGAACAGCAACAGAGAACUCUAGAUCAUAGAACGCAAGAAACUUUAGUGAAAUUGCAACAAGAAUUAGCGCAAUCGGUAAGAGACCGAGAAAAAAUGGCAUCCAUUUUAGAACAAAGGGAUAAACAAGCAGAUGCAAUUGAAAAACAAAUAGUUAAACUAGAGGCAGACACAAAGCAAUUGACUAUCGAACGUGAUCAGUUAGUAGCACAGUUAGAGAAAUCUCAGGACAUGUUAGUAAAUUUCCAGAGAGAGCUAAAUUCAUCGGAAACAGAGCUUCAGAAGCAGCGUGAAGAAGUACGAAGAUUAAAAGAGGAACAAAGAAAAAUAGCGCAAGACUCAGAACGAGGCGCAAAAUCUGUCAUUGAAAACAGAGAUAGAGAGAUUGCGAAGCUUCAACAACAAGUUCAGUCUGUUUCCAAAGAAAAAGACGCUUUCAGGCAAAGAGCAGAAAGAGCAGAAAAAGAUGCACAGAGAGUUGGUGAAAUUGAGAAAUGGAAGGCUGUUGUCGAACAAGAAAAAACUAAAGCCAUUGCAGCAGAAAAAGCGUUGUCAGAAUGUCAACAGCGCUUACAAUCUUUGGAGAAACAAUUCCAGGCGCAACAUCAUCAAUUGCAGCAGCUUCAAGCUCGAGGACCGUCCGACGUGCGUGAAGUUCAAAAGCAACUUGAAGCAGCUCAAGCAGAGUCGCGGUCCCUUGCCGUGGAGAGGGAGCGUUGCCAGUCGCAGCUCGAGAUGCUCGUUCAGGAAUUGGAAAAGAGCCAGCUCGAUCUCCGAGAAGCGAACAAGAAACUCCAAGCAGCUGGCAAUCAGAACGCCAAAGCUGGGGAAGAUACCGCUCAAGCUAGAAAACAACUGCAAGAAGAAUUUAAGAAGUUAGAAGACGCGAGAAAACAAUUUGAAGAGAAUAGAAGAAUGGUUGAAAAUAAACGAAAAGACGUGGAGGAGAAGGAGAAAUCACUGACGGAAUUAGAUCGACAGUUAAAGAAACGGAAAGAGCAAAUGGACCAAAUGGAAGCAUCUUUGAGGAAGGCUGGCGGCAGCGCGGCAGCAGUUACAGAUAUGAAUCGCAAACUAGGUGAGACACAGAAGGAAGCUGAUCAACUGAAGCAGCAGCUGAAGACCAGCGAGGAAGAGUCGAAGCGACUUGCAGCGGAGACGGAGCGGCUGCUGCAGCUGGUGCAGAUGUCGCAGGAGGAACAGGCUCAGAAGGAGAAGCAGAUAAUGGAUUUGCAACAAUCUGUGCGAAACCUUCAAGCCAAACUGAAAAGUCAGCAACAAGCACAAGCACAAAGAGAAGAGGAAAUAACGCGAGCGAGACAGAGCGAAAUCGCAGCUAUCAGUGACUUAACAAACACAUUGAAAGAAAGAGAUAAGCUUAAAACUAAGCUGGAAGAAUGUAGGAUGAGAGUUAUAGAUUUAGAAAUAGAACUUAAUGAAUCUUCGCUUAUACUAUCCGAAAUACUUAAAAUAUCAGACAGCCAAGAGCUUAAUAGCAUAAAGAAAAGCAAAAGUUUUUUCGAAUUACAAAAAAGCGGUAAGGUAGUGGAUAGGCUAGACAAGGGUACGCUAAGCAGGAGCUACAACGACUUGAUGAAUAUAAAUAGAGACGAUAAUAUUCAAACGAAUAUAUAUAAACUGACGAGAAAGAUAGCCAACCUGACGAAAGAAAUCGAAGUAAAAAAUGCGAAAAUUAUUGAACAACAAAGAUGUAUAUCAAUUUUAGAAGAUGCAUUGAGAGAAAAUAAUAAUAUAACGGAAUUCGAACAACUAUUGGCCGUAGUCAGAAGCAAAGACGAGAGAAUAAAUGAGUUAGAACAGAUACUAAACAAACGACCAGGUGCAAUGUGUACCGUGUAUAACGACAAACGGAUAUUGGAAUUAGAAGACGCUCUUAAAGAAUCAUUUUUGAUAGCAGCGGAGAGAGAAAAGGUUUUCUAUGAAGAAGAACAGAAGAGAAUCGAAACAUUGCAGAAGAUGAAGAAGAUGGAGCAACGAGUCCUAUCGUUACAGAAUGCUUCGAUAAUGAAUUGUGAAACGUGUUCGACGGUGCUGAGGAGGCUGAAGCGACUUGAAGAAACUUAUCAACGUUGCCGAGCGAAGAGGCAAGCAAUAUUGCGGCAUUUAUCCUAUGUUAUACAAGACUUAUUGGAGGGAGCAAUCAGUGAAAAGGACUCUCAAAUAGCCGAGCUUGAAGUGAAAGGUGUCCUUCAUGAAAAUGAGACAAAAGCAUGCGAUGUACUUAAGGACGAAAAAGAAAAACUGCUCAAUAGACUUAAGAUUGAGAAUGAACGAAUAGUGGAGUUUGAAAGAGAAUCGAGCGAGCCAGAACAAGAUGAAGGUACUCAACCAGUGUUGACGCUCGCUGACGACCUCAUAGCCGCCUGCGAAGAUAAUGUAAUAGUUUGGGGAGAGGACAUACCAGCAACUAUACUGUGACGUCACAAAGCUAAGUCUUAUCGUAAAUAUGUUGUGGCCUAGCAUCCAUCGCACCUCACCAUCACGCUACCUUACCAUCAUUGCUUAUCACUCCAGCCUUACCGCCCAAAAACAAAAAAAAAAACCCGCUUGCCAUUUCUGAACGCGUUCAAAAAUCGCGCCCUACGACCUAAGAGGUUUUGUAAAUAAAGAUUUUUUUUUUUAAUUUUUUUAUAAUUAUCAUUUCAAGGUCUCCAAUUUGACGUACCUACGUAAGUGUAUAUUUUUUAAACAGUUUCGAUUGAUAUGGAACCAAAUUAUUCAUAUACCUAUUUUAUUAUCUAUAGUUAACCAAUUGUUAAUGAAAAAAAAUGUAUACCUAUAGAGCAAUAAUUUAAACUUCUAGAAGAAAUUCACACUCAGUGUCUAUUUUUAUCUUAAUACUAGUCAAAUUUAUCAACGUUUUACUGCUAUAUAUUAUUUAACCUACAUUGUUAAAGGAUUAUUGCUUUAAUAUAUAUAAAUAUAUAAGUUAUUGUUUUAUUGGGUAAUAUGGUAUAACCUAUGCUCACUUCCUUCCAUGAUAAUUACCUAAUUGUUACCUAAUUCUGAACUUUAAUAUUUAGACUCAAGCCCUAUGUUAACACGAUUGAUUCAGCUACAAAGCUUAGCUAAAUUAUCUAGAAAUCACGUUUAUGUUUAGUAUCGAAUUAUUAAAUUGCAAAUAAUUAAUUAGUACGUUUGAAUAGAUUUUUGUAAUACUUUUACAUAUCAAGCACAAAGUAUAAUGAAGCCUCCGAAACAAACAGACGGCAUAUCAUUAAUUUACAAUUAGCUUCAUAUAGGAAAUGCUAUUGGUGUUAAGUACGCCUGUACAAUGUCAACAUAAGCACUGCCUUACAUUCUAAGGAUUAAUUGACGUUUUCAUUAUAAUAUAAAUCGAGCGAACGUUUGCAAGAACCGAAAAGACAUCCGCUCUCGUUGACUGGUCGCGUCGAAGUGAUGUUUUUUGCGGUACAUCAAAGCAAUCUAUCUCCGUUUCGGCAGUUAAAAUUUAAAACUACAGUAUUUUAUAAAUGUAUCGUGAGCUUUUUAUAAACGUAUUUACAACUGUGUCACACUGUUAAUGUAUUACAUUUGUGGUGCAAUAUCGGCAUAUUAAAAAAUCCAAUUUGUGAACGAUUUCAAUACAACUGAAUAAUUUAGCCUAAUCAUAUUUGACUCCUAAUAAUGUAUAAUUAAUUUUUGAUUGCUGUUUUAGGCAAAGCUUUAAUGCCACGAUCCGUAUUUCAUGAAUUGGAUUUUAUUUGCCGAUUCUUAAUAAAACAUCGAGUGAUCUCAAAAUUCGCUGUUUUAAUAUUUGUAAGGACUAUGGCCACUUUCAAAGAAAAACGCCAUUAUCGUAAUUCUGUUUUUGACGUAUAGUUUUUUUUUUUAAUAAUUAACUUUGUAUAAUUUCACAUGUAUUAUGUCCGGUUAUCAGUUUUGGGUCCAAAAUGGCCAUUGUCCUUUAGCGGUUAAGCUGUCAAUUUAACUUCGACAUUUGCGAUUGUGUUUAUGAGUGGAUUGUGAAAAAAAAAUGAUUUUUGGAGUUGGCAAACCGGCUUUUUAUACUCGAUACAUGUCGCUGAACGUAGUAUGUAUUUAUGGUAGGUUGGGCAUAGACAAGCUGCAAUGUUCCGUUGAUAUUCGAAAUUCAAAUUUGUUAAAAGUUCGAUAUCUGUUCAUUUAUCUGUUUUGAUCAAGGACAGAACUUUGCAGCUUAAUUUUUGUAUCGAAUCAAAGUGUGUAGAGAUUGUACGAUCACAAUAAUUAUGGUAUUAUAUAAUAUUAGUUACUUGUUACAUAUUAUUAUAAUGAUAUUAAGCCGUGGGUCGCUGUUUCCCACGUUGUAUUGACGAAACUAUGCUAAAAAUAUAAGAAUACAUGUUCUUUGAAAAUAUAAUAUCUUCAUAUAAUACA